CACACACACAUAACCACACAUGCACUUCCUCACACAUUCACAGACAUACACUGCCACGCCAAAAGACGAAUCUAACUUUGUGCGGAUUGUCCCUAGACCUUUAGCGUUAAAAUAUCAAAUAUGAAAGUUGUGGUGUAUUACUCCAGUGUGACCGGGACCCUUGAGAUGAAGAAACGACAGCAAAGGAUUUUCUUCGUACUGGAGAGCAAGAAUAUCCCCUUCGAGACUGUGGACGUCGCUGUGGAUGAUGGCAAGGAAGAGAUGAGGAGGAAAAUGCAGGACCCGACUGCAGUGCCCCCUCAAAUAUUUAAUGGGGACACCUACUGUGGAGACUUUGACAGUUUUGAUAAUGCAGUGGAGAUGGAACAAUUAGAGGCUUUCCUCAAGCUCUAAAAGGGAUGGUGAAACCGCAAUCAAAUCACAAUGCUGAGUGCCUUUGAAAUACACUGAAAAAAAUAAAUAUUAUAUAGUAUUACAUAAUUUUCUACUUUAUUUUGUUUUAUUUCACGUGUCACAGAGGUAACAGUGUUACUGAUCAGUGCAUGGUGGCUAAUUAAAAAAUGAUGGCCUCUCUUGUCUUGUCUUCCUCUUGCUUUAGGCAUGUAACAGACAAAAAGGUUUUGCACAGAUGUUUAGGCAAUGUCUGUAUUUCAUAUUAAAAUAAUUAUCCCACACCUGAUGAAAUCUGAGCAUGGCGCAUUGGUGCAUGUGCACAGGACUUGAUGGGCACUGAGGUACCAACACUUCCUUGAGCUGAUUGGUUGUUUGACUCGCAGCAAACGGAUUUUAACAGCAGGGAUUACAGCCCCAGCAGCAGCCUUGAAGAAUGGAUUAUAUUUUAGCUCUGACCUUCACUGUGUAAUGGUGUUUUGUCAAAAUUGUGUAAGAAAAAAGUGAAGCUACACAAGCUUUAAAUGUAGUUACGUAAUGCUGUUCAGUAACAUGGAUUUUCCAGUAAGUAACUGAAAAUGUGAUCGACAAAUUGGCUGAGGAAACCAUUAAAAAUGUGCUAUUUGAUU
This is a messenger RNA of Myripristis murdjan (pinecone soldierfish), 1019 nucleotides long. RefSeq names its product SH3 domain-binding glutamic acid-rich protein homolog. Gene Ontology annotation, cellular component: cytoplasm. Bases 121 to 393 code for a protein of 90 amino acids. The record is from RefSeq and is a predicted model, not a curated record. The transcript has 3 exons. NCBI's taxonomy places the organism in Eukaryota, Metazoa, Chordata, Actinopteri, Holocentriformes, Holocentridae.